UGUGUCUGUGUGUGUGUAUCUGUGUGUGUGUGUAUGUGUGUAAAGACGAGUACUGGCAGAACCACCCGGAGCUCCACGACAUCCCCAUCUACUACGCCUCGUCUCUGGCCAGGAAGUGCAUGGCGGUCUACCAGACGUACAUCAACGCCAUGAACGACAAGAUCCGUAAGGCCAUCAACAUCAACAACCCCUUCGUCUUCAAGCACAUCAGCAACCUCAAGAGCAUGGACCAGUUCGAGGACAUCGGUCCGAGCGUGGUGAUGGCGUCGCCCGGCAUGAUGCAGAGCGGCCUGUCCAGAGAGCUGUUUGAGAGCUGGUGCACCGACAAGAGGAACGGCGUCAUCAUCGCCGGCUACUGCGUGGAGGGAACGCUCGCCAAGGUGGGUUUACCUCUGCGCGCCCACACACCUAACCUGCCUUAACCCUUUGAGGUCUGA
Messenger RNA from Plectropomus leopardus (leopard coralgrouper), 437 nucleotides. Lineage: Eukaryota; Metazoa; Chordata; Actinopteri; Perciformes; Serranidae. The record is from RefSeq and is a predicted model, not a curated record.